Molecule: messenger RNA, 3735 nt
Organism: Salvelinus fontinalis (brook trout)
Lineage: Eukaryota; Metazoa; Chordata; Actinopteri; Salmoniformes; Salmonidae
Product: zinc finger protein 239-like
Exons: 2
Coding region: 235-1302 (355 amino acids)
Biological process (GO): regulation of transcription by RNA polymerase II
Cellular component (GO): nucleus
Molecular function (GO): DNA-binding transcription factor activity, RNA polymerase II-specific; RNA polymerase II cis-regulatory region sequence-specific DNA binding
Source: RefSeq, a predicted model, not a curated record
UUCUUUCAACAGCAGCAACAGACAGUCAGACACCUCGGUAGCUUGCUGGACACAAUAGCCGAACCAAUAAAGCUCUUUAGAUGCUUUCGUUUUUUUAUUAGCCACUGUGUUUUAAAACCACUUCUGUCGUCUAGUUAGUUAUCCGAUUUAAUUUAAUAUUUACGGUGUUGUUGUUAUUAGUCAGCUGGCGGACUGGUUAAGUUAGCAUUAGCCUAGCUAGCUAACAUUCCGACCAUGCGGUCACUAAGCUACUCUUCUCCUGCUAAAGAUAAUAUCUGCUGGAUGGAGAAAGAAGCUCUGAUCUUUCUGGUGAAAGAGGAGAAGGGAGAGGAGGAUGUCACAGUAAAACAAGAAGUAGAGGGUGAGGCUGUUACAGUGAAGGAGAAAUACGUUUCAGUAAAAGAAGAGGAAGAGAAAGGGGAGGAUGCCGUAUUUGGAGUGAAAGAGGAGGAAGGGGAGAUGACUGUCACAUCGAAAAAGGAGGACGAGGAGGAAACUGGGUGUCUGAGGCCGGUUUCCCAAACGCAUCUUAAGGCAUCCAACGAUGAAAUUAGCCAUAAGAUGGUUUUGAGAAACAGCGUCCUGAUUAAUACUAGAGAGAUACGGGACUAUCGUGGAUCCUUUGGGGAGCCUCAACAACCUCAUGAUGCUGACGAGGCAGAGAAGAGUCUCUCCAGAUCAGAACACCUCAAUAAACACCUGCAGAGAUCCACAGGGAAUAGAACUCACUGCUGCUCUGACUGUGGGAAGAGAUUCACCUCAUCAGGCAUUAAAAUUCAUCAGAGAACACACACAGGAGAGAAACCUUAUAGCUGUGAUCAAUGUGGGAAGAGUUUUAGUCAAUCUGGAGAUCUGACAAUACACCAGAGAACACACACAGGAGAGAAACCUUAUAGCUGUGUUCAAUGUGGGAAGAGUUUUGGUAGAUCUAGCUAUCUGACAGUACACCAGAGAAUACACACAGGAGAGAAAUCUUAUAGCUGUGAUCAAUGUGGGAAGAGUUUUAGUCAAUCUGGAGAUCUGACAGUACACCAGAUAAUACACACAGGAGAGAAAUCUUAUAGCUGUGUUCAAUGUGGGAAGAGUUUUGGUAGAUCUAGCUAUCUGACAGUACACCAGAGAAUACACACAGGAGAGAAAUCUUAUAGCUGUGGUCAAUGUGGGAAGAGUUUUACUACAUCUAGCAGUCUGACUACACACCAGAGAACACACACAGGAGAGAAACCUUAUAGCUGUAAUCAAUGUGUGAAGAGUUUUGUUACAUCUGGGCAGCUGAAUGUACACCAGAGAAAACACACAUAAUAGAAAUCUUAUAGCUGUGAUCAAUAUGGGAAGAGUUUUACUCAGUCAAACAACACCAGAGAAUACACACAGGAGAGAAACCUCUUAGCUGUGACCAGAGGUAAUCUGAUAAAAGAUCUCUGACUAAACAUCAGAAAAUACAUGAAGCAGUUGUUUCAUGAUAUCAAUGAAUUAAUGUCACAAUGUAGAAUGUUUUAACAUUGUAGUAGGAGUAUUUUAAUGAUGUCACAAUGUAGAAUGUUUUAACAUUGUAGUAGGAGUAUUUUAAUGAUGUCACAAUGUAGAACCCUAAACGUUUGUCCCCUGUUCUAUUGAUUUCAACAUGAUAUGGAUAUUAGCCUCAGGGGGAAAAUCCAGGCUCUGAAUUGGAAGAGUACUAUUUAUGUGAUUUAGUAAGGACACAUUAUUCCCAGAUUCUGUGUGGUUUUUGAGCUGUUAGUUUUAGCAGGACGUGCAACCUCAUCUCCCUCCUGUCACAUAAAUGAUUUUAGCAUGAUAUCGAUUAGUUAUGACAAAUUAGUGUUGCGUUCCUUUGUUUAGCGACCCCUACAUUUAAAUGCAUUCCAACAUCACGUACAACCGGAUUUCCCCCCUAAUUGAUAUCAGUGAUGUAUUGCUACUUGUCAAAACAACUUUUCUGGAAAUAUGAUUAUUGUGGCAGAUGUUUGUGUAAAUAGCACAUGUUAUGUUUAGGUUUUCAAUUUAUCCCAAACUGUUUCUGCAUAUUGGUUAUUGAUUUGGACACGUUAAAACUGUGUUUUGACAUUGAGGCUAUCCCACCUAGCACAGUGUAAUUGAAAAGUUGUUGAAAAUAAGACUAUGCAAUCAAAUAUUUUUUUUUACAUUUUUUAUUAUACCAUGCCUUACCAUUAAGUGAAUUUUUUGACAAUACAUAUUAUCAAUGGGGUGUACAUUUGGUUUUGGUAAUUCAUGUUUACAAUUCAUGUAACUUUUAGUAAUCAUAAUUAUUUAUGCAAUCAACUGACAAUUUUCGGGUAUAAAUAUAUUGACAUUGUUGCCCUUCUUUUAGAAUAGCAGGGUUCAUUCUCAGAUGUGCCAACCCAAAUGUACUAGAGCAUGACAUUGGGGACUGGGCCCCGAUCCAACAACAUGCCUAUCGAGUGAACCCUGAAAAGAGAGAGAAGCUCUGCAGUGAGGUGGAAAGUUACUACGGAUAUUGCAGGAGUUUCCUCUUGAAAUCAGACACGUCCGUGGUAAGGACAACUUGGUUGCUGAUUGUCUCAAGAAUGGGCAGUCAAAAAGAUUUGUGUUUUGCCAGUGAGUUGCCAUGGAUCACAAUUCAUUUUGACUGCACGAUUUUCCGUAUUGGAGAUGAGUUUUGUUUGGGCUCGUUCCAAGGGGACGAGAGUUCUAGAAGCUAGUGGGUUUUAGGAAGAAGGGAGUUCUAGAAGCUAAUGAGUUUUAGGAAGACGAGAGUCUAUAGAAAGAAAAAGGAGAAAAGAUACGAUAUUAUUAUACGAUUGUAUAUUAUUAAUUAGAAAUAUGUGUUUUUUCUUGUUUUUAAUUGUUGACUGCCAGUAGACACCAUGUUUAUAUUGGUGAAGCAUUUUAGUUGAUUAUAAUGUGAAAUGGAAAUUGUUUUCUGUUGGUGGUGAGCAAACUUGUCCAACAAAAAUAUAGGAUAUAUUUGUUGUCUUAAGGGGGAAGGUGUUACAGGCUUUGGUUUUUCCAUUUAUGUUUUGAGGUUGGACUCGCCCAUAUAGCUUGUUAGCAUGUAUAGCUCGUUAGCACGUCUAGCUCGUUGGCACGUAGGACGCACUGAUUGGUGUCACCUCGUUAGUAAGUAUGUGUUACACCUGUGCUGGCUUGUCCAUCUCGUUAGUGGGAAGGUAUUUCACCUGAGCUGGUCCAGGUUCUAUUUAAGAGUGUCUGGGCCAGUGCUCCAGUUGUCUUGAUAGAUGUGGAGAGUCAACACCUUUUAGUUGCUCCACCUUUUUGGUUUGUGUCCUAGCUUUAAGUUUGGUGUGGGUUUUUCUUUUGUUUGCCUCUUCUUGGGCAGAUUUAAUGGGUCUCAUGGUGGGUGUCUUUUAUGUCCCAGUUGUUGUUACUAGUAAACUUCCAGUGGACACCCCCAUAGUGUCUUUCAGAGCCCCUCCUAGAACCUGUUUAGUUGUGGUUGUUAUCAGUGAUUCUUUGUUAAUUCCAUCUUCUGUUUGAGGAAAAAUGUUGGUUUUCUUGCUGGAGAACGUAACAUCAAACAAUGGAGUAAGACAUGAUAUUUUGGGUUGGAUAUUGCAGUGAAUUGUUCAUAUUUUAAUCGAUGACAUUUACUUAGAAUGCUCAUUAGUUUUUCAGUUAUUCUGUUUUUUAUCCUCAAUAUUUCUGUUUAUUUUCAUUGUUUUUUCCUGUGAAGCCAUUGUGUUGCAUCCAUGUCUGAAAUGUGCUGUAUAAAUAAAGCUUGAUUUGAACAUA